GAAAAAGGAGGGGUCAGAAUCGUAAAAGUAUAUUCAGCAUUCAGCAGCUUGUACUUGAGAAAAUUACUCAUCGUCAAGUCGUCAGGCCGCUCAGUUCGCUCCCGGCUCCGGUUCAAUCAUAUAUUAAGGAACAGAGGAGUAAUAAUUUUCGCCAGGAAAUCAUUUUCUACUGUGCGGGAACAGGUGAAGAUGGUAAAAGCAAAGAGAUUUGUGGUGCAGAAACAUUUCCAAGGCGAACCGAAAACAACGGAUUUAAAACUUGUUCAAGAGGACAUACCACCUCUUCACAAUGGAGAAUAUCUGGUUGAAGCAGAGUAUCUUUCUGUGGACCCUUACAUGCGACCUUACGUCCAGAGAUACCCAGAGGGUAUAACAAUGAUCGGCUCGCAGGUAGCAAAAAUCAUUGAGUCCAGAAAUCCAGAAUAUCCAGUUGGGAAAAGAAUUGUUGGCUACCUGGGAUGGAGAACGCACACAGUUGUAAAUCCACAGAUAUCCAGUAGUAGCGAUGAUACAUUUGCCUUUGAGAAACCGUAUAUCUUACCUGACAUAGGAGAUCUCUCCCCAUCGUUAUUUUUAGGAGUAUUAGGAAUGCCAGGAAAUACAGCAUAUUUUGGUUUUCUAGAAAUUUGCCAGCCGAAACAGGGUGAAACACUUGUUAUAAGCGGUGCCGCCGGAGCUGUUGGUUCACAUGUUGGCCAGAUAGCAAAAAAUGUUUGCGGACUGACUGUGAUCGGCAUUGCCGGAUCGGACGAGAAAUGCAAAUGGCUGGUAGACGAGCUUGGUUUCGAUCAUGCUAUUAAUUACAAGAAGGGUGAUAUCGCGACUAGUUUGAGGGUUGCCGCGCCGAAGGGAGUCGAUUGCUAUUUCGAUAAUGUGGGAGGAGAUAUUUCAAGUGUAGUUUUGUAUCAAAUGAAACCUUUUGGUCGCGUAUCCGUGUGCGGGAGUAUUUCUUCGUACAAUGCGGAUGCUUCAUCACUACCAAAAACCGCGAUCAUUCAGCCGACAAUGGUGUUCAAUCAAUUGAAAAUGGAAGGUUUCAUAGUACACCGCUGGAUGAGUCGUAUGUCCGAGGGAGUAGAGAAGAAUCUCCAAUGGAUAAAGGAGGGAAAACUUCGCUAUCGCGAGACUGUAACGAACGGUUUCGAAAAUAUGUUCGACGCGUUUGUUGGCAUGUUAAACGGAAAAAAUAUUGGCAAAGCUAUCGUCAAAGUUUAAAUGAAUAAUAUAAUUUGUUUAUAAAACAUCGAUAUUAACAAUAAUAGAAUAUGUAUUUUAAUAAAUGUGACGUGUAAUUGUCAUCGACAGAGUUUUAUUGCAAUAUAUUACACAGAUCAUAAUGUAUCACAAUAAAUAAUUACAUUUGGUUUUUCAA
Messenger RNA from Ceratina calcarata, 1372 nucleotides. Its product is annotated as prostaglandin reductase 1. Gene Ontology annotation, biological process: prostaglandin metabolic process. The coding region runs from base 190 to 1215 and encodes 341 amino acids. Gene Ontology annotation, molecular function: 2-alkenal reductase [NAD(P)H] activity; 15-oxoprostaglandin 13-reductase [NAD(P)+] activity. Gene Ontology annotation, cellular component: cytoplasm. Lineage: Eukaryota; Metazoa; Arthropoda; Insecta; Hymenoptera; Apidae. The transcript is spliced from 5 exons. The record is from RefSeq and is a predicted model, not a curated record.